UCAUUUUAUACUCUUGAUUUUGAACUUGCUGCAGUCUAGUUCCAAUUUCCAUUCGCUCCUUCUUUCAUCUAAAAGCAGUGGUCGAGGUGGACCCUGCUUCUGAAAGAUUAAUCCUCUUUUAUUAGAAACAUCAUCUAUUAAAAUUCAAUAGCAAUAAUGUCUAGUAAUUGGAAUAAUAGCCGUGGUAACGGCGGUUCCAAGUUUGGAGGAGGUGGAAAAUUCAGCAACGGUUCAUCUAAAUUUGGAAACGGUGGGUCGAAAUUUGGUGGAGGCGGCGGCGGUGGCGGAGGUCGAUUCGGUGGUUCAGGUGGCUUUGGAAGUAAAAAAGAUUUUACUGGAGGCCAGAAUAUGCGCCGGCCAAAUUGGGAGACAAUGUCUUUGCAACCAUUCAACAAGGAUUUUUACAACCCACACCCGACAGUGUUGGAAAGAUCUGCUUACGAAGUAGAAUCUUACAGAAAUCAACACGAGAUUACUGUUAGCGGUGUUGAAGUACCGAAUCCGAUCCAGCAUUUUGAAGAAGCUAACUUUCCCGAUUAUGUGUGUCAAGCUAUCAAAGGUCAAGGUUACAAGGAUCCUACUCCGAUUCAAGCUCAAGGUUGGCCUAUUGCCAUGUCGGGGAAGAAUUUGGUCGGCGUAGCUCAAACAGGGUCGGGAAAGACUUUGGCUUACAUUCUGCCUGCCACUGUACAUAUUAACAACCAACCGCCAAUCAGACGCGGUGACGGACCCAUUGCUUUAGUCCUCGCACCAACAAGAGAACUUGCACAACAAAUCCAACAAGUUGCUUCUGAUUUUGGGAAUACGUCAUAUGUUCGCAACACGUGUGUGUUUGGUGGGGCACCGAAGAGAGAGCAAGCCCGUGACUUAGAGAGGGGUGUGGAGAUUGUCAUUGCUACACCUGGUAGACUCAUUGACUUCUUAGAGAAGGGAACUACGAACCUUCAGAGAUGCACAUAUUUAGUUCUUGACGAAGCUGACCGCAUGUUGGACAUGGGAUUUGAGCCACAAAUUAGAAAAAUUAUUGAACAAAUUCGCCCAGACAGGCAGACACUCAUGUGGUCCGCCACAUGGCCUAAAGAGGUUAGAAAACUUGCUGAAGAUUACUUAGGUGAUUAUGUCCAAAUUAAUAUUGGAUCAUUGCAAUUGUCAGCAAAUCACAAUAUACUACAGAUUGUAGAUGUGUGCCAAGAACACGAAAAGGAAAACAAGUUAAAUGUAUUACUUCAAGAAAUUGGACAAAGUCAGGAACCUGGCGCAAAAACUAUUAUCUUUGUUGAGACCAAGAGGAAAGCAGAAAACAUUACCAGGAACAUUAGGCGGUAUGGUUGGCCAGCUGUCUGCAUGCAUGGUGACAAAACACAGCAAGAGCGAGAUGAAGUAUUAUAUCAAUUUAAAGAGGGUCGUGCCAGUAUACUAGUUGCUACAGAUGUUGCUGCUAGAGGACUAGAUGUUGAUGGCAUUAAGUAUGUUAUUAACUUUGAUUACCCAAAUUCCUCUGAGGACUAUAUUCACCGAAUAGGCAGGACAGGCAGAUCAAAAUCAAAAGGCACAUCAUACGCCUUUUUCACACCAUCAAAUUCCCGCCAAGCUAAAGACCUUGUAUCAGUUCUCCAAGAAGCCAAUCAAAUCAUAAGCCCACAGUUACAAUCAAUGGCCGAUCGUUGUGGAGGCGGUGGCGGCGGGUGGAACAGGAGCCGGUUUGGAGGCGGUCGUGGUGGUGGUGGCUCCUUCAAACGCGGAGGCAAUUUCGGAAAAGCUGGAGGACACGGAGGAGCCGGACAUAGACGAUUUAAUGACUAUUAACUUAAAUAUUAUCAAUAUCAUAGGAAAUAAUCUGGAGGCAAUCCUCAUGAGUAUUUGUGUGAAAUAAUGUUAAGAGUAGAAACUAGCUGAAUGAAUGUUGCAGUUAUUUUUAGUUUAAUUCUAUUUAUUGAAUGCACUAGCAACUUGGGCAUCAUACAAGCAUGUAUUAUUAACAUUUCGUUUAUGCUGUGAUAUUUUUUUAUGUACUGUGAUUCUACUUAAAAUAGCAUUGUUAGUUAUUUUCUCAGAGGACUUGCUCUCAAUAAUACUUACAAUAUAAGAUUCAUGUAUUCAUUCGAAUAUUUCAUUAUUGAUGUACAAACAACAUAAGAAUUGUCAUUCCAAUUCCCAAUUUCAGUAACUUGUAAUAGGAAUAUCAUUAAAUUAUAAAAAUAU
This is a messenger RNA of Manduca sexta (tobacco hornworm), 2202 nucleotides long. It is a transcript of the gene Rm62, whose product is annotated as ATP-dependent RNA helicase p62. Lineage: Eukaryota; Metazoa; Arthropoda; Insecta; Lepidoptera; Sphingidae. Gene Ontology annotation, molecular function: RNA binding; RNA helicase activity; ATP binding. The coding region runs from base 157 to 1806 and encodes 549 amino acids. The transcript has 6 exons. Gene Ontology annotation, cellular component: ribonucleoprotein complex; cytoplasm; nucleus. The record is from RefSeq and is a predicted model, not a curated record.